Messenger RNA from Episyrphus balteatus (marmalade hoverfly), 1915 nucleotides. RefSeq lists its product as uncharacterized. NCBI's taxonomy places the organism in Eukaryota, Metazoa, Arthropoda, Insecta, Diptera, Syrphidae. Bases 186 to 794 code for a protein of 202 amino acids. The record is from RefSeq and is a predicted model, not a curated record. The transcript has 3 exons.
GUUUCGUUGGUAGUUCAAUAAUUUUAUUAAGAUAAACUCUCGCUUUUUGCUAAUUUUCCUUUGUAUAUAAAAUAAAUUAACUUAAAAUAAAAUGUGAGUAUUAAUUCUGUUGCGUUUUUGUUUUAAGAUUAAAAGAAGUUUUAAGAAUUGUUAGUGUUUUCCAGAUAUAUUUUGUGUUCGUUGAUAUGGCAUUGGCAGCAAACACCCGAGAAAAAAUUUUUCUUGUAGGCUAUCCGUCUCAUCAAAUUACAGGGUGUAAAUUACCCUCAAAUCGUCAAGUUUUGUCAACACUAUUUUUUAAUUUGCGAAUUGUAAAAUUUAAUUUAAAGGAAUCUGCAAGACUUGUCAUUCGAGAGGUACUUAUUUUUUGGGAAAAAGCCAGAAUUCAAACAAAAUAUGAAAAAGAUGCCAUUGUUAAAUUAGAAAAACUUUACAAUGAGUGGAGAAAUCACCAACGAAAUAAAAACAAAACGCUUGAAAGCACCAAAAAUAAAAUAAAAGAAUUUGCGUUGAAAAUGGACGAUCUCUUUGAUAUAGCACAUCGAGAUGCCUUGACCAUUACUGAAAAAAAACGCAGAAUUGAAGAAUUCAGAUUUGAUAUUGAUACUGAAGAUGACGCGGAAACACAGGGGACGGAGGAGGAAGCUCAAGAAGAAGUAUAUAGCCAGAAUUCUGCGGAUUGGGAUAGAAUGGAUGUUUCUCUAUCUCAGGCAACCUCUGGGCCAUCGGGUAGCAGGAAAAUGAGAUGGAAGCGUAGUUGGAUUCAGAACACCAGGAGCCACUCAUCAUGCUAGGUGGAUGGCCAAAGCUAUUUAUAGCUUAAAAAUAUUCAUGUUUCGAAGCCAGUUUAAAAUGAGUAACGAGGAACGUAACGCUCUCGGUGAUAUCUGCGUUUUCAUCGUAAAAAUUUACUGCAAGGCUUGGUUUAAUGCCCCAAGAGCUUAUCUGGCUCCUAAACAAGAUCUUGAUCUUUUGCGUGAUUUCAUUGAAUACCGCAAGAUAGACAAAGACAUUUCAGAGAAGGCUCUUGCUAAAUUCUCAAACCAUUUAUGGUAUUUGAGUUCAGAGCUGAUAGGUCUGGCGUUCUUUGACCCAACUUUACCAGAUGGCGAAAAAUCAGAAAUGGCCAACAUAAUUUUAAAAAACAGCGAAACAGAAACCAACAGAAUAGUAAAUCCAAAGCUACAUCCACAUGAAAUUGAACAAUUUGUCACAGCAGGGUUAAAAAAUAUUGUGAACAAAGAAACAUUGAACUUUUUCGGCCGAUUGAAAAUAGACACAAGUUUUCUCAAAGAACCUCCAAAUCCUUGGCCCGAAAACCCCCAUUUUAAAGAAGGCUUUAAGAAAGUGAAAACACUUAAAGUCGUAAAUGACAUGGCAGAAAGAGGAGUCAAGUUAAUAACCGAUUUUAAUAAUCUUUUAACUAAAGAUGAGGAACAAAAACAAUAUGUACUUCAGGUAGUCAGUGAGUGCCGAAAAUUAUAUCCUGAUGCUUCCAAAACUACUUUAAGUAAGUCACUUGAUUAAAUUUUUUAGUAUUUACUUCAAUAAUUAUGUAUAAGAAAUUUAACACGAUGUUAAGUAUUUUGUUUUUUAGAAAUCUGUUAAAUGUUUCGAUUUUUUUUUUUAAAUAAAACAGUAAAAAAAAAGUUUCAUUUUAAAUCGAGUUUGCACUUCAGCUCUUUUUGAGGUAAGUACUGAAAAUUUAAAUUGAUGACAAUAUUUUUUUUUUUGUAAAACUAAACAAAUUUUGAAUCUGAAUUAUUUGUAAUAACACUACCUUUCAUUUAAUAUAUAAAAAGUGAAAAUAACCCCAUCUGUUUGGGAGCUAGAGCUAAUUUUCUUCGAAAAACAGUGAAAAAACAGAGAUUUUUGAUACUUUGAGCGAGUGUCGGCACCAUUUAGACUUAUCCAA